Molecule: messenger RNA, 1071 nt
Organism: Durusdinium trenchii
Lineage: Eukaryota; Dinophyceae; Suessiales; Symbiodiniaceae
Source: the annotation of a GenBank genome assembly
GUUUCUUUCGUUUGACUACGAUUGCAUUUUCCUUUUCAACCAACAUUGGCGCUUUGCACCAUGGCUGUUCGCGCACUUGCAGCGCUUUUGGGAGCUCUUCUAGCCAGAGAGGUGGUCCAGGCAAGGAGCAGUCGGGAAACCGAUUCAGUGAUUUAUUGGUCCAUUGCGCUUGAUCACCCGUCGACCGAACUGCUCUCGAGCCGUUGGCGGGGUUGCAGUGAUUUCGUGCCCGCUGAAGAGUCUGGCAUUGUAAUGAAGGAGCAGUACCACGUGACGCUGCUCUUCGUGGGUAACGCGAGCGACGCAGAGAUUGCCCGAGCGAACCCGACGAUGCUGCGCAACGCCUCCGCAGUGCAGGAGCUCCGUCGGAGGCUGCGGCGCCAUGAGGGGCAGCCGGUGCAGGUGGAGGUUUCCGACUUCGUUUGGGAGGAUGGCCACAUCGCUGCAGCCCCAGCACAGCUGGCGAACACGGAACGCGGGUUGUGCGCCAACGUGCAUCCGCACAUGACGCUUGGCAUGGCCCCAGGGGCAAUGGCGGUGGAAAGCAAUGGGCUGCUGGCAAGACGGUUUGCGGAACACCAUUUCCAUGCAGGCUUAGCAGAAUGGCUGAGACAAAUUGGAUUGGGCCAAUAUACAAAGAUCCUCUCGCUGUGGUGCCGAAAGAAUCAAGUAACAACACUGGAAGAGCUUUCUGGACGUGCUGCCAAAGCAGCGGCAGCAAUCGAGCCAGAUCCGUCUCGAAGAGCGGAGGUGGAGAAGAUUUUAAGAAGCUCCCUGGCUCGGCGGAUCAAUGAGCUGCCCACCGCGCGGCUCCAGUUGCAGGGCACCAUCGAAGCGCACCGCGCGGCAUUUGUUGUUGUUUGAGCAGCUGCAUUUGGCAUUUCUGCCGAGCAGAUGAAGCUCAAUGGAGACGAGGGAGACUAGUGGGCGUGACCCAAAUCAUGUGAGGUGAUGAAUCGUUGCUAGGGAAAGCUGAUGUUUCGUCCACGACGGGAUCGAGUUUAGGAAGUUUUGACGCACUCCCGGCUGCACUUGGACAGAGUCAUUGCACGUGGGCGUCAAAGUGGUGAA